AUGUCUGUGUCGGUAUAUUGUGAUGAACUCAGUAAUUCCGUUCAAUCCAUCGAUCUCCAUGGUGCUUCAGCAUUGAGCACCCGAACAACGGACACGCUGACAAGCUUAGAGGAUUCAGAGGAGUCUUCAAUCGAGAAGGCUAUACAAGCCGAGGCAGGACCAAUAUUACCUCCUGGUUAUCAGCUAUCCCAUUGUCUGGCCGAAGGCUGCAUGGGCCGUGUAUUCUUGGUUGUAAACCCGGAAACAAAGGACUGCUUGGCAGCUAAAGUGGUAAACGUGUUAGGUCGCUCUGGGUCCUCUUCCUUGCUGUCUCCGGAAAAACGGGCUGCUAAACUUCGUGCCGAAUUACGAACAGAAGCGGAACUACAGCGCAGGUUGAAGCAUCAUAACAUCGCUACUGUGUACGGCAUCCGGUGA
This is a messenger RNA of Echinostoma caproni, 417 nucleotides long. Lineage: Eukaryota; Metazoa; Platyhelminthes; Trematoda; Plagiorchiida; Echinostomatidae. The record is from the annotation of a GenBank genome assembly.